This is a messenger RNA of Glycine soja, 1041 nucleotides long. RefSeq lists its product as uncharacterized. NCBI's taxonomy places the organism in Eukaryota, Viridiplantae, Streptophyta, Magnoliopsida, Fabales, Fabaceae. Bases 76 to 639 code for a protein of 187 amino acids. The record is from RefSeq and is a predicted model, not a curated record. The transcript is spliced from 2 exons.
CAUUUUAUCGGUUGAACAUAACUGCUCCGUAUCUUGUUGGGUGUCAUUCGUUUUCUUAUUUUCUUCUUAGCAUACAUGAAUCAGAAGGCACAGAAUUUUUAUCUGGGGAUGGAUGUGAAGAGAAUCAUGGAUGGUGAUAGAGUUGGGAACACUAAUUGGGUAAUUAAGGAAGAUGGUGUAGAAGAUAGCAACGAUUCAUCAUCCAUUGGAUUCAACUCAGAAGAUUCUAUUUGCUCUUCUUCUUCAUCAGAGUUGGCCGAGGACGCUUCAUCUUCAACAUCUUCUAAUUCACCAACACAUUCAAAUGGACCUUUGUUUGAAUUAUCAGGCCUCAUGAGCCACCUCCCUAUUAAGAGAGGGUUAUCUAUGUUCUAUCAAGGGAAGGCCCAGUCUUUCACUUCUUUAGCAAGGGUGGAGAGCAUAGAAGAUCUUCCCAAGAAAGGCACACCUUAUAGUAAGAGAAUGAAAUCAUGCAAAAGUUUUGGGGGAGGCUUGGAUAGUCAGAGACUAUUGUGCAGUCCAAAGUCUACAAUAUCAAAGAAAACUUCAAGAGGGUCUUUUGCAUCUGUACUAAGCAAAAGAGGAAGUUUCCUAGGAGGGUCUAGAUAUUCCAUUGCAGUUCAACAAAAGAACUUUUGAAAUUCAAAAUGUUAAAGAGUUAUUGCUUAUUUCAUGUACAAAAUCCGGAAAAUUUUGAGUCCUGCAGCUUCAGCUUAUUGAGUCAAAGCCAUAUAUGAUCAGUUAGCUACAUAUUUGAGAUUCAUUAUUGGUUUGUUUUCCAUGGUGGUAUGAUCCUUGCCUUUUACAGUCAUUACUACUCUGACUCAAUGAUCCCAAGUUAUUGCCUUGAUUCAUGUGACACCAAAUCCUUUUUGAGAUCAAAUUUUAGGUUUUCUCUUUUCCGUAAGAUGUAUACUUUAUCAGUUACUUGCACAUACUUUUUCAUAAAUUUAGGGGAAAACUCCAAUAUAUUAUCACUUAAAUUUGAAUUACGUGUACUUUGGUUCUCAGAUUCUAAAAACAUAUGAUACGAUUUUUAAA